Messenger RNA from Pseudomassariella vexata, 3195 nucleotides. RefSeq lists its product as uncharacterized. Lineage: Eukaryota; Fungi; Ascomycota; Sordariomycetes; Amphisphaeriales; Pseudomassariaceae. The coding region runs from base 1 to 3195 and encodes 1064 amino acids. The transcript has 2 exons. The record is from RefSeq and is a predicted model, not a curated record.
AUGGAAGACAAUAUGGAAAGGACAUCGGUGCACCACGGCAGUUUAAUUGCCUUCGAGGGCGCCUCAGAAACUGUUUCAACUCAGCUGCGAUUACUGCCAAGUUCCUCCAAGAUAUUGGUUCUUCCUGCACUGCAAUACUUCAUGAAGGCAGAGGAUACAGCAUUGCCCUUCGAUGCUGCGUCUUAUAUCCUCAAAGUACACGAAGCCUGCCUUGCUCGAGUCGACAUGGCUCGAUCAUUCCUGCGCGAGUCCUCGCCAGAUAACAAAAGACUGGUUUUCAUGAACGGGGGCACGGCGAGUGCGGUGCUGAAAUGCAUCACUGCGAUUAGUCAACGCGAAGCACACGGCGACACGGCAAGCGCGGAAGGUAUCUUCAAAGACCUUGUUCGAAACGGUGUUGCCGGGCUGAAGAGACGAACCGAGGACUCGUCAUUAUCUGCUUCGACUCACUCGGCAGACAAUGGAGAGUCAAAUAACGAGGGGCUUGAUAGUCUUCCUAACGAUCCAGGGUCUAAGGCAAUGAGAGCGGCGGACGCCUUGGACCGAGAAACGGCAGCUCUGCAACCAAACAACGACAUUGAUCUGACAACAGCAAGUCGUUGUCGAAGCAUGAGUGUUCCAAUGCGUCGUAUCGUCGACGACUUUGAAGACGCCGCCCCUUUCUACGUUUUUGGAGGUCCAUCGGAUCAUGAGUCGAGAAGCGCCCCCUGGAGACUCGACGUGCACGGCCAUGGUAAUGGAGACGUCGAAAUGGCACCGCCCAGCUAUGUGGAGGAAGCCAACAUGAAAUCUCCGUCUGCGUCUGCUCUUGGCAUGCCUAGUCCAAGCGCUGUUUCUGCGUUUGAUUCGAUGCCGAACACGCCUGCUGUCAUGUACGGCGAGGCAUGUCUCGUGGAUGUGCUGUCGUCCCAAAGUCCCCCGACUCGGGCAUCUCGGUCACACAAGAAAGUCAAGUCAGUGGAUAGAAUCUACGCCAGUGCUAUCCAUAACCAGGAUAUCUCUCUUUGCACCUUCUACCAGCCUAUGACCCCGAGCUCUCCGGGCCAGACUCAUACAUCCGCCAUCAUGAUGUCACCCCCAGAAGCCCCAGAAAGGCAGAUCCUCCGAUCCGAGUUUUGCAGUGAGAAUACGCGAGCUACCUUGGCCAAGCCUAGCAAAGCUAUGAUCCGCCGGGUUCCGCCCUCCCCUUUGGAUUUCAGCAGAAACGUGCCGUUCCGAUCUCUACGCCCAUCUACCUACAUCGACAAGGGCACCAGUCCGAAGACGGAAUACGUGGACAAGGCGACUUGGGUCGGAAGUCGUCAUGUUGACCGAGGAGCAGAUGCAGAAGACACUCAGUCAUCUAAGGCAGAUUAUUGCGAGCUGUAUACUGAUGCCGUGUUUGAAGCCGUCUUACCUAUGGUCGAGGACUUGCUAAUACAUUUCAAGGAUGAGGUCCGUGAUAUGCUGCUGGAAUCUGUCAUUGGGUCCUUCAAGAAUGGCUCUUAUCAAGUUUCCAUGAACCCUUUACCGCCCGCAUGUCAUGAAAAUGCAGACGUGCCCGGAACAUCAAUAUCUGGAGGGUCCGCUUCGUUUCUUGAGCAACUGCAUGUGAUUGAGAUGCAGACACGGCUAGGCCCAGCGCAUCAAGCGGGUGACGAUGAAUACGACCCUUUCAAUGCCUUUCUCUAUGAAUGUUUAAACCCUGCGGCGUCUCUCAAAUCUCCACAAAGUUGGCCAGUGAAACGGACCCCGACCGAGCCUACUACGGCUGUGGUAUCUCCCGCACCUCCAACACCAGCUCAGACGCCGCCUCCAAUGACUAUUACCGACAGGAAUUUCCACGACUUUUCAACGAGCAAUUGCCGGACAGCUGUGUGUAUACAAAACUCACUGCGGUCUAUCCUCAGCUUGUAUUUUCCGCCAAAUGAAACUGGAUAUCGGCAAUGCUCGUUUCCUCAGCUGCCCGAGCUUAGCAAUCUCUGGAAACCAGUAUUUCGCGACGCGGAACCUAAUAGCCCGAAGAAAGAAAAGCGAAAGGUCGACUUGAUCCUCGCCAUCGGUGCACAAAAAGGGGUCAACAGAGAGUUCUUGUCCAGCAUCAGUGGUUCGCUUGAGAAGCUGGGAACCAAGCCCAAUGGGGUGACGAGGAGUGGGAGACUUGAUCUGAGAUAUCUUAUCGCCAACGCCAUGCAAGCCUUCACGGCUCAGCCAUUGACGAAUCAGACCCAGGACAAUCCAUUUUCCAACACUUUGCUCUUGGCGACUCUCAUCAUCCCACAUUUGGAAACUUAUAUGGCAGCUCAUUCGGAUACGCGAUUUCUCCUACUGGAAUACCCCCCGCAACAUUUGGCCACCGUCCUUGCAAUGCAGCGACUUGUCGGUGUUGACCUUUUGAAAGUUGCGGGAAUUUUGAGUGCUGAAUCCCCUGAUUCAAAGUUGUCUUCCCGAUCCCCCAUGCUGGCUGCUUACAACGGUAGUCACUCGAACGCCAAUUCAGUUUCCAGGGCGUCUGUCCCGAGCUCAAGGACCGCCGCUACUCUACUUGCUCCCACGGGAGCGAAGUCAUUGGAGGCUCCAUCAUUCGCAAAGGCCAACUUCCUCAUCACGUCGUCCGCAAGCGAUUCGGAAAUUUACACCCUGAUUUCCACCAUCUGGAAGAUGCUCAUCGAUAUCUCCCAAUUCUACAUACCAGAAGGCGCACAACGCCCAUCGACAUCGUAUCGGACCUCGUCGCGCGAUUCCGAGGAGAAGUCACCAGACCAAGACCCGCUCAUCAGCCCGGCAUCUGAAUACGCCCCGCUAGUCAGCGCUGCCGUAAUGAUGGGCUUCCAUACGCCUCCUGUUUCGCCCUCUCAGACGUUGGCGGCUAUGGAAAAGGACAUGCCUCCACCACCACCACCGUCAGCAGAAACACCCGUGAAGCUGCUUUCGUCCAAGGCGUCAAUCUCGGAAACAAUUAAGAGCUUCAAGACGGCCAAGUCGUUAAAACACCAGAAACCAAAGAUCCAGCAAAUGCUAGGCGAGAAAGCCGAUUUAGACUCGGACAAGGAUCUACUUCUGUCAGAAACAGGACCCUCGUACUUCGAUAUUUCUGACGACGAGAACGGCCAGUUUGCAGCCGACGAACGCAAAUACACCCCCCUAUACCUCAAGAACUCCGCUGUCAGGAAGGGAAAUAGCCGCAAGGCUCUAAUGUGGCUUGGCCUGACUUGA